AUGGGAAUAUGUGCAAGUAAGGAAGAGACUAGCAGUCCAACCAACUUAUUUACUAGUAGUUCUCAACCAACAUCCAACACUGCAGCAACAAGGGAAGAACGUUUGGCUGCUGCAGAAGCUAGACAGCAGGCUAAUGUGAAUAGAGGGGUUCAAAGUACUGGCGGUGCACUUUCAAAGAAACUGCAGCAACAGAACUCUAUUGCACCUGGUCGGAUCCCUAUAAACCAAAACAUUCACGAUGAUAGUAAUCUGCAGGUAAAUGGUAUCAAACAUGUAUUAUGA
Messenger RNA from Batrachochytrium dendrobatidis JAM81, 282 nucleotides. RefSeq lists its product as uncharacterized. The record is from RefSeq and is a predicted model, not a curated record. The transcript has 2 exons. NCBI's taxonomy places the organism in Eukaryota, Fungi, Chytridiomycota, Chytridiomycetes, Rhizophydiales. The coding region runs from base 1 to 282 and encodes 93 amino acids.